Molecule: messenger RNA, 1491 nt
Organism: Panicum virgatum (switchgrass)
Lineage: Eukaryota; Viridiplantae; Streptophyta; Magnoliopsida; Poales; Poaceae
Exons: 6
Coding region: 172-1491 (439 amino acids)
Source: RefSeq, a predicted model, not a curated record
CCUCACCCCCCUCUCGCUAUCCCGCCGCCGCCGACGCGCCUUUCUUCCUCACUGCACCGCCGCCUCUCCCGUCCCGCCUCCCCCAGCGCAACGGCGGCCAGGGCUAUGGCGCAGAGGGCCGACUAAGGGCAAGGCGUGUGAUGUAAUAGGUCGCCAUCUCCCGUGGCCGCAAUGGAUCCUGGUGAUUGUCCUCCCUGGAUCGAUCCUGGCAGUGCGUUUAGGCUAGUUGUUAAGGUUUCUCCAUAUGUUGCUGAUGGUGAAUAUGGGCUAGUGGAAAUGGCAGAGCAGCAGCAUAACAUAUGGUUUCAUAGGAACAGUCAGUACUCUCUGGCUCAAUUCAGUGAGGAUUUGACCUCAAAGAUUAUAUGGGGGCCUAGUCAAACACUGGCAGUUUGGGUUCUUGACCAAGAUACUGGGUCUGAGUGGAAGCUAAGGAGGGAUGAACAUAUGCAGCAGAUGAUUAAGGACAGAUGGGAUGAGAGGCAGGCUAUUCUUGUAGUAGAUGUUGUGAGCAAUGACUCUAUGAAGGGAAAAUAUUCAUCAGAUGCUUCAAAAGGUAGAUGUGUCUCUGGUGUGACUAAUGGAACCAAUGCAGAGGCUACUGAUGUUGAAGGAUGUGGUGAUACCCACAGUUCCCCGCAAGCAGCACCUGCUCAACAGCCACCAGCAAUUGAUUGGAGCACUCUGACCAUUUUAGAGAACCCAGAUGAUGAUGGUAUAGCUGCACAGCUUGUUGAUGAGGACCUUGUAUUUGAGGCAAUGGGAUUCAAGGUUGCUGUGGAACCAGAAGAAGCUGGUCAUGGACAAGAUGUGCCAUUUCCAGCUAUGUCAGCAGAGAUGCAGGAAGACAUCAAUGAAGCAGCUGUAAAUGUUGAUGACACAGCUGAUGAGGAGCCACUGUAUGAAUGGGACAGGGACCAUCCUGAUCUGAGUGUAGGCAUCUGCUACCCCAGCAUGCCAGAGUUGAGGCUUGCAGCUAAGCAGCAUGCUAUUGUUCACGAGUUUGAGCUUCAAACUGAGCACUCUGACAAAGAAAGGUACAGGGUUUGCUGUGCAGCUAGAGGGUGUCCCUGGAAACUUAGAGCUAGAACACAGCAUGAUGGCAGUGUCAGGAUACAAAUAAAUGAGGGACAACAUCAGUGUGCUUCUACACAAAGAGUUCUGAGCAAGAUGGCAUCAAUAAACUGGGUGGCAGAGAGAGCUAUUCCAUUGUUCAAGAUGAACCCAACAAUGGGGGCUUCAGAAAUGCAAAAGCAGUUGAGAUUCAAAUACAACAUUGAAAUCCCCUACCAGACAGUGUUUAAGGCAGAGAUAGAACUGAGAUCUCCAGGCAGUGUGGUAGAGAUAGACACUGUCACUGAUGAGGAUGGCAAAGUUAGGGCACUAUUCUCAGAUGGUGAACAUGGCAAGAAACUUACACCAAAGAGGAAGGCCUUGGCAACUAAAAUGAAAAAAACACCACCUAAGAAGAAAGCACGCAAGAGCAAGUGA